CCGGGGGCGGGGCGGAGGCGGGGCGUGCUCCGGGCGCGCCGUGCGGUGCCGCGCCGCGCCGCGCCGUGCCGGGCGGGCGGCUCCACCCACGUGCCGCCGCGGCGAGCGAGGACACAUCCCGCACGUAGCCGGCGUAUUAAACGGCGCGGGGCCAUCUGCCGCCCCCCCGCACCUCCGAGCGUGCCGGCGCGGCUCCCGGGCGGCGGGGCACGGCGGGGCGCGCGGUGCUCAGACGGCGGAACGGGCUCCGGCAGCCCCCGCGCCCUGCCCGCCGGUGCCCCGGGCCGCGCCGCAGGCUGCCCGGCCGCGCAGCGCAGCGCAGCGCAGCCCGCCGCCGCCGCCGCGGAAGUUUCUCCGCGCCUCUCCCGGCCCCGCGGCCCGGCGGGCGUCGCCUGGCGGCGCGGGCGCCGGCGGGGCAGCGCCAUGCCGCUGGGGCACAUCAUGCGGCUGGACCUGGAGCGCAUAGCGCUGGAGUACGUGGUGCCCUGCCUGCACGACAUCGGCUUCUGCUACCUGGACAACUUCCUGGGGGAGGUGGUGGGCGACCGCGUGCUGGAGCGCGUGAAGCGGAUGCACCGCGACGGGGAGCUGGCCGACGGGCAGCUGGCCGGCCCCAGCCGCGGCGUCGCCAAGCGGCACCUCCGCGGCGACCAGAUCAAGUGGAUCGGGGGCACGGAGGAGGGCUGCGAGGCCAUCAGCUUCCUGCUCGCGCUGAUAGACCGGCUGGUGAUGUACUGCGGGAGCCGGCUGGGCAAGUACUACGUGAAGGAGCGCUCCAAGGCUAUGGUCGCUUGCUAUCCUGGAAACGGAACUGGAUAUGUUCGUCAUGUGGACAAUCCGAAUGGCGAUGGGCGCUGCAUCACCUGUAUUUAUUACCUGAAUAAGAACUGGGACUCCAAGCUGCAUGGUGGAAUUCUUAGGAUAUUCCCGGAAGGAAAGUCCUAUGUAGCAGAUGUUGAGCCAAUUUUUGACAGAUUACUUUUUUUUUGGUCAGACCGAAGGAACCCACAUGAAGUCCAACCUUCUUAUGCAACUAGAUAUGCCAUGACUGUGUGGUAUUUUGAUGCUGAAGAAAGAGCUGAAGCCAAAAAAAAGUUCAGGAACUUGACAGAUGCAAGGAAGAGAGAAGCAGCUCUUAAUGAAGACUAAUCAACUGUUUCUGAACUCUUUAUGCAAAAUAAGAUCCCAAAGAUGACUUCCAUUUUGAGUGAACCAUGGCACAUUCUUGUUAAGCACAAGAAUACAUUGGUUGUGUCUUUCCAGCAUGUGCAUCUUACCUUGAUGGUACUUAAGGCAGCCUCCUGUCAUGUCUGCAUCUGGCAGAAGGAACCCUUGUUUUCUGUUUGCCUUUUGCUGGAAAAAGUAACCAGGGUUUUAAUUUAAAAAAAAGUAUCUCUAAGCCUAGUGGCAGUGGCUCAGCCAACUGGCUUUUGAUCAGUCUAGUAACCAAGAUAACAAUCGUUGGAACUAGUGGGAAAAGCACUAGUGGGAGUCUUAUUUGCACUUUACUGGGGGGUGGAAUCUAGUUCAAUGGAAAGGAGCUUUACAAAUUUAAAAUCUGUGGCAGACUGCUGAUGGGCAAGGAGAGAUAUUGGAAAUGUGAAAAUAAACUGGGUUUUUGUAGAGCGUAUUCUUCUGUUAUGCCCCGCAUGGACCCAGUGAUGGACUGUUCAUCACUUUGCUGCAUGCAACAUUGGCUUACCUCUCCUAUAGCAUGACUUUCCAAACAGACUUUUGUCUAGAUAGUCAUCACAUUUACUGAAUUUUUUCACUUUUCAAGUCAGUGUGCAGUUGCACUGCCCUUUCAGUCCCAAGACUGAGGGGGAAGUAGUUAUGCAUCUGUCCACAAUUUUGUAAAAACAUUUCCUUUCUGUUCUGGGCUGGAUUGAUUGUAUGUUUUCUAUUUUCAGUUUGUUUGGUAAAGCAGCUGUUUUUUCCCAAAAGUUUGGUAAACUUGGAAGGCUGAUGGCACACAAUGCAUUGGUCCUGAAGGCUGACAGUAUGUGGAAUUAAAUGUUAUUUUAAUAGCUUCUCCAUCUACUCUAUUUUGUAUGACACAAAUGUGAAUCUGAGAGGAAAAGGUAUCUCUGGCAGCCUGACAAAUGUAUGAUAAACAAUGAUCCACUUAGACUUGAUUUUUGUGCUGCUUACCCUAAGUUCACACACUCUGUGACUUUAUUUGCAUGUGUAUGUAGUUCGAAUGAAACAGUGAUUCUGUUUCAAUUGGUCUGUUACACCAGGUAACUACUUCUGUUGUGUUUGAGCAAUGAGAUAUACCAAGAAUUAGUUAUUCAAAUGACACAUUUUUGUGACACAAAUGACAGUCUUUCAAAUGCACAUUUUCCCCUCCUCCCCCCGCCUUUUUUAACUUAAUAGACUCUAUGAGUAACUUGUGAGUUAUCUCUGCCUAAGCUUCUACAGCCAGCACUUACUACACAGUUCAGAAUAGCUCUUAAUGAAGCUGAGAGCUAGCAGUGGAUGUGUUUAUCACUCACACUAAUUAUUCUCAGUGUAAUACUCUCCUUGUAUACACAUGCCCUUGCAUUUGUUUUUAUCCCAUGUUGUCAGUGUAUGCCAGACCCUACCAACUAUUUCAGAUAGGCCCUCUCCAGUGUCCUAUAUUUUUCUGUGCCACCUGCCCACGAUGGCCAAGUUGUAUGGUCUGUCUGCCCUGCUAGUCCCUGAAUCAGUUCAUCACCCUGUGCGGGGCUGUCAUGCCAGGAAUGGGCCUGAGGGCCACUUCUGUUGCAGGUGAGCCAGGGGAUGAAAAGGUGAUGUGCAAUGGCAAACUGUUAAGCAUUAGCAGCAGAUGGGUAACAGCUAUAUAAGACAGAAAAAGAACUUUCCUGACAUAAAAUAUGGUAAGAGAAAUGAAGGUGGACUUAAGCAGUUCUCUUCCUCAAAAUACGAGGGGCAUCCUUUAGUUUUUUCUUGAAUUCUGAAUGUAAAUACACUAGUACUCCGACUUCUCCCAGAGAUCCAGCUAUGGUCAUUUGGGUAAGACUUUAGCCUGACCACUGUGUACCUUAAGAGAAGAAUUAUGAGGGAACAUGUGUGACAGAUUUAUUCUUAUGACUCAAGACUAGAAGACCAAUAGUCUGGUAAUUCUCCUUUUAUGUUUGAAAGAAAAAACAUUGUUCCACUACAAAUAUAGCUAAACAGCACAACAUAAACUUGAAGGAAACAUGAUGAUAACUUGAAAUUCUCAUUCUCCAAUGUUUGUGUGGGAGGAGGGAAAAAAUAUUAUUUACCCAAAAGCAAGCAGUAACCCAGGAAAGGUGGUAGGUUUUGAAUUCUUUGUGAAGGGUAGCUGCAGCAUUGUUAUUUAAAAGGGGAAAAAAGAACCUCAACCUGUUUUAUUGCUGUGUGAAGUUGGUAAUGACAUGUACAUUUUAAAAACUCCUAAAAGGUUUAAAAAGGGGCAAAGACAGAUAAAGCAGGCCAAAUCUUGCUUUGUCUUUGGGAUUUGUAAACUUAACAGUGCACUAGAAAGAUAGGUUAGUACAAAUCUCACUGAAGCCUUGAACAAUGGACAAAUGAUGGGGCAGGAGGGGAAGAGACUUAUAUAAAGGUUGAAAAAGAAAGGUACUUUGGUUACCACUAUUGCUGCCAUCUAGCAUCAGAAGUGGUCAGCAACUUAUUUGGUGUAUGGAGCAUGGAACAGUAUAGAUGCAUUUACUGUAAAUAAAGUAUAUAUUUUAAUUUUUAGCCUAUAGAGGACUGAAAGCAAUUGCUCUGUGGCAGAGAGCAUUUUUUUUUGUCUGUCUUAACCUGUAUAAUUAAACAUCAAGAAGCUGAGGGCACAGGAUUUUGAAGCCAGUUCCUCUGCCUCCAUUCCAGACCUUUACCCCGUUUCCAGAUCAAUGGGAAGAUCUCUUUGGAGACAUUGCAGGCUGAUUUUUUUUCUCUGGGGUUGGGGAAUGUAGGAAUCCACAAUUUUGACAUUUUCUACAUAGAUUUUCCUUACCCGUCUUUGAAAUCUUGCAAACUACUCUGAGAGACUGAAGUUGUAUUAAGAACUGUGUGGGCAGCAGAAUGCUUCAGGACAGGAGGCGUUUCAAGGAGAUUCCCUCCAGCUUUGGGUUUUGUGUCUUCAUAGCAAGUGUUUGAAACAUCUAUGGCUAAACAGCAUUUGUCACUCAGUUGUGAAAGACUGCUAUAUGUGCCUUCAUUCGUAUCUAUGAAGCUGUUAUAUGGAAAUGUGCAUGUCAUGCAAGUUUUUCAUGGCUCUUUAAAAAAUAAGGUUGCCUUUCCAAAUGCAGCUGCAUGUCAAACUAGAGAGUGCUGGAAGAUAUACAGAGCCACCAAGCCACAAUUUCCAAUAGACAGCGUUUGUUGUAUGGGGAGGAAAAAAGGCAGGAGACAGUACUGAAAAUCAAGAGACUAUUUGUAUUCCUAAACCUGUAACCACAGACUUGCUGGCCUUUUGAGCAAAGUAGCCUCUAAUAAAUCUUACUUUCUGUAGCUUACUUCUGGUUCUGUGAGGCAUGGCCUCUGCAAAGUAGCAUCUGAAAAGAUCUGAUAUGUUUUUUUCCUUAUGUCUUUAAACAGUUUUAGUCCAUUCCUGUUGAAUUUUUAAAAUGUUGGAAUAUAUAAUACAUUUUUUGUUGUUGCAAAAUAGCUGGCUCUAACACCACUUGCAUCUAGAAGAAAAUAUAUCUAUUUGCAGGCAAAUAACUAGUUUUAUUUUGACUGUGAUGUACUCCCAGCAGAUAUCUGAAAGUGAGUUACGACUACAUCUUCUCUUGUCAGGUUGUAUGCUGGUCAACAAUGCUGGCACUUUGCAUUGGAUUGUUAAGGAAACAUGUAAUAGUAUUUUACCAUCACACUCGUGUUCUUGUUACUUUAAAAAAAAAAAAAAAAAGGCAAAAAUGUCGCAGGAGUCAAUAAACACUGGGUCAUGUUAAA
Molecule: messenger RNA, 4908 nt
Organism: Dromaius novaehollandiae (emu)
Lineage: Eukaryota; Metazoa; Chordata; Aves; Casuariiformes; Dromaiidae
Gene: EGLN3
Product: egl-9 family hypoxia inducible factor 3
Exons: 5
Coding region: 424-1149 (241 amino acids)
Biological process (GO): peptidyl-proline hydroxylation to 4-hydroxy-L-proline; cellular response to hypoxia
Cellular component (GO): nucleus; cytoplasm
Molecular function (GO): ferrous iron binding; L-ascorbic acid binding; peptidyl-proline 4-dioxygenase activity
Source: RefSeq, a predicted model, not a curated record